AUGAAAGCGCUCCCUCUUGCCGCGUGGUUCUUUGUGGGCGUGGAAGCGUUGAACUUGUCAAGUGACCAAGUGGAUCAGCCGAAGAAAAUCGUUCCGAAAGCUCAAGUUUUGUGUGUCGGGACGCUAUUUUGCACCGGUUUGGUGGUGUAUUUCGUGACUGCGGCACUUCCACCAGGCAUCGCUUCAUUACCUAGUGAACUCGUUCCGCUCAAUCGGGGAUUUACACUCAUGUUCAAUAUUUCCCAUCAAACCGCUACCAUUCUAUCCCUUCCAGCUACGUUCGCCACAGCUUUCGGGUUUAUGUGGUGUUACGGUAAACUCAUCUCUGCCAUGGCAAUGUCACGCCUUCUGCCGAAUAUUUUAUCCAAAACAACGAAGGAGAACGAGACGCCCUAUGGCGCCCUCCUUGCCGGAUCAGCACUCAGCUACGCUGUGUGUAUACUUUCGUACUUCGUGCCUGCGGUGGGUGAAAAUCUGUUCCGGAUCUGUAUUUUAUCGGCAUUUAUGUCGUACACGGGGCAAUGCAUCGGCUACAUUUCACUCAAGAAAAACUAUCGCAACAUCAAGAGCUCCGAGUUUCGGAGUCCGUGGGGAAUCGCAGGAGCGGUCUACUCGAUGACUAUCUGGAUUUUAGCUAUCAUCGCAGUGGCGGCUUUCCAAGAUAACAAGGGGAUCGAGAUCAUCGUAUUCUCGGUCGUAGCUACGCUUUUGACGCUAUUUUACUUUGGAUAUUCGCGCAAACGACAGACAUUUUCCGCUGCUGAGAAUCGAGUGAUGUUGGUGGCUCACGUGACCAAGUUUAACGUCAAGAAGGUCGCUGCAGGCCGACGAGUGAAACCACAAAAGGUGAGUAGUAGCAGUAGUAAGCGCACGGGUGGAGGGGGAACGGAGACGUCCCAAACAGAGAAAGGAAAGUUGAUGUUGAAAUCGGUAAAAUCCACGACGGGUACAAUCCGGUAG
Molecule: messenger RNA, 960 nt
Organism: Phytophthora infestans T30-4
Lineage: Eukaryota; Oomycota; Peronosporomycetes; Peronosporales; Peronosporaceae
Product: Amino Acid-Polyamine-Organocation (APC) Family
Exons: 1
Coding region: 1-960 (319 amino acids)
Biological process (GO): transmembrane transport
Cellular component (GO): membrane
Source: RefSeq, a predicted model, not a curated record